Adineta ricciae is the source of this 576-nucleotide messenger RNA. NCBI's taxonomy places the organism in Eukaryota, Metazoa, Rotifera, Eurotatoria, Adinetida, Adinetidae. The record is from the annotation of a GenBank genome assembly.
AUGAAAAUCUUUUUCUUUUCUACUCUGAUCAUCGUAAUUUCGUUUACAAAUGGCAAAUUCGUUUCCGAUGAAAAUCUUCGAACAGAAAUAAUUAUGAAAAAUAUAGACGCAUGUAUAAAAUGGGACAAGAAUGAACCAAAUCCGGAACCUCUUUUGCAGAAAAUACGUGAUUGUCCUUGUAUUAUUCCAACUAGUUUUCCAAAAGAAAUUUAUGAUGGAGCAGAAACUUGGAAAACAGAUGCCGGCUGUAUGGCAAGUAAACAACCAAAAACAUGCGAAUAUCAUAAAGGUGCAUAUGGAUGCUAUCGCCAUGCGUUUAAAAGUUCAGGACCUGGUGCUCAGUGUUGUUAUGAUAAAGCUGGUAAUUGGAUGAGUGAUCCAUUUCAAGGUGCUGGAACAUUAGAUCGUGAACGUGCACCAGACUCUAUAUUAAGCUUGAUUCAAUUGAAAAAACACAAUGAUCACGAUGUUAUACCAUGGAAUAAUUGUUGUAAAAAUACGGGUAUGGCAGUAGAUUAUUGUCGACUUUAUUUUAAUAAACGACCACCUGGUAAAUGUCAAAAUUAUAUUCUUUGA